This is a messenger RNA of Morus notabilis, 711 nucleotides long. RefSeq lists its product as uncharacterized. The coding region runs from base 1 to 711 and encodes 236 amino acids. The record is from RefSeq and is a predicted model, not a curated record. Lineage: Eukaryota; Viridiplantae; Streptophyta; Magnoliopsida; Rosales; Moraceae. The transcript has 2 exons.
AUGGCGAAAAGGAGAGAUAAAGAUGUAAAUUGGAGCCCAGAAGCUGAGGAACAACUGCUUAGAUGUCUAGGUGAGUUCAAUUUAUUGAACUCUGUCGGUACCACCCCUCACCGAGAUAAAUACACACAAUGGGCGGCGGAGCUAAGUGAGCAUUUUACCGUUCCCCUAACUUGGGACAAAGUCAAACAAAAAGCUAGUAGACUGAAGAAAACGUUUGAUGCUGAGUUUCUACUUCGCACUGCCACUGCACUUGGAUGGGAUCCGAUUGAAAAGAAACCCACUUGCACUAACGAGUAUUGGCAACAAUUUAUCAGUAUCCAUCUCGAGGUUGAAAGGGCGAGGAAGAAGCCCUUGUUGGAUUACGAUCUAUAUUAUUGUGCGUUUGCCAAUACUCGGGCAAAUGGGGCCUUUGAGUAUGGUCAAGAUGAUGAGCAACCACAACAUAGGUCCGGCAGCCCCACUGAUCGAGGAACAACCAGUUUCAAUGAUGGUGACGAUGUUCAUCCUACAGAUAGAAGACAUGGCAUGCACAGAGAAAGCCGCGGACAACAUGCACACUCACCAUCGCGAGUAGUACAUAGACGGUCAAGCCGUAGCUCUUGUAGAGCUUGGCCUAGCUAUAUAGAGCGUGUCGUGGAUCGCCUCGUUAAUUCGAUAGAAACAAGCAGUCGGUCGCGCGGUAUAAGUGCAUCUGCGAACAUGUCGGCUUAA